This is a messenger RNA of Rosa rugosa (rugosa rose), 5849 nucleotides long. RefSeq lists its product as uncharacterized. Lineage: Eukaryota; Viridiplantae; Streptophyta; Magnoliopsida; Rosales; Rosaceae. The record is from RefSeq and is a predicted model, not a curated record. The transcript has 9 exons. Gene Ontology annotation, molecular function: transcription corepressor activity. Bases 363 to 5465 code for a protein of 1700 amino acids. Gene Ontology annotation, biological process: negative regulation of DNA-templated transcription.
AUUUCUCUCUCUCUCUCUAAAACCUUAAAAAUCCCCAAAGCCCCUCUCACUCUGUCUCUGUCUCUGUCACGUAACUCCCCUCUUUCUCUCACUCUCUGUCUUUUCUCUCCUCAAUCCGAAAUUUCACAGACGCCGAUGUCGGAAUCACCGAAGCUCUCUCGGCGCACGUGACUCGCACGGCCUCGUCAGACCUCAGAAUUUUCCUGCAUUGGCUGACCUCCGUCAGCUGGUGAUCUGUGCUUUGUUUUAGCUGCAGGGUGUGUGUGUGUAAUCAAGUACAUGGGGGAUUGUGGGGGGUUUUGGGUUGAGUGAAGCAAUUUGAAGGGGAAAGUGGAACUGGGUUUUUGUGGGUUUUGUUAGAGAUGAAAGAGGGGUUGAGAUCUGGCAAGUUUAAGGUUGAGAAAGAAAAGGGUUCUUUGAAGCAAACAGUGGUGGGAAACAAAGGGGAUGAGGAAACCCCACAUUUGGUUUUGGACGGUGGGGAUGGACCGGAAUUUGAUCAUGUGGGUGAGACUGGGAAUGGUGGUGGUGUUGUUGAGAGGAAAAAGGUGAAUGGUCAAGUGCCAAUUGUUGGCAGGGUUCUGCGGUCACGGGUUGUGGCGAAUGGUGGUGGUGAGGGAGUAGGGGAGACUGGGAAGAAGAGGAGGUUGGUGGAUAAUGGGGAUGAUAAGAAGGGGAAGGAAGAAAAGGUGGGAGGUCAAGUGGGGAUUGCUGGUAGGGUUCUGCGGUCGCGGACUGUGGUGAAUGGUGGGGGUGUCAAGGUGGAGAGUGAUGGUGGGGAGAUGGAGGAUGUGGGAGUUGUGGAGAAAAGGAAGAGGCGGAGGUUGGUUAAGAAGGGUGAAAAUGUUGUUGAUGAUGGUCUUGAGAAGAAGAAGGGGAAGGAAGAGGGGGAUGGUAAAGUGCUGAAUGCUGGCCGGGUUCUGCGGUCACGGACUGUGGUGAACGGUGAGUGUGAUAAGGCGGAGAGUGGUGGUGAUAAGGCGGAGAGUUGUGGUGAUAAGGCGGAGAGUGAUGGUGGUAAGGCAGAGAGUAAUGGUGAUAUGGCGGAGAGCGGUGGUGAUAAGGCGGAGAGUGGUGGUGUUAAGGCAGAGAGUGAUGGUGGUAAGGCAGAGAGUAAUGGUGAUAUGGCGGAGAAUGGUGGUGAUAAGACAGAGAGUGAUGGUAAUAAGUCAGAGAGUGAUGGUGUUAAGACAGAGAGUGAUGGUGAUAGGGCAGAGAGUGAUAGUGAUAUGGGUGAGAAAGAAAAUGUGGAAGUAGCUGAGUUUGGGAAGAAAAGUAGGUUUGUUGGUAAUGGUGGUGGCGUGGAGAAAAACAAGGUGAAGGAAACAGAGGUGGGUGGUAAAGCUCCAGUUGCUGGUCGGGUUCUGCGGUCACGGACUGUGGUGAAUGGUGGAUUUAUGGCAGAGAGUGAUGGUGCUCUGGUUAGGGAAAGCAGACGGAAGGAUGUGUCUCACAAGAAGUUCAGUGAUGUGAAAAAUGAAGGAGAGGAUCAGUUGGUUACAGGGUUUACAAAGAAGUUGAAAGGUAAGCGUGGGAGACCACCCAAGGUGAAAAAAGAAGAAAAUGGGAGGUCGGGUGAUGGACUCAGGAAGUUGAAAGGUAAGCGUGGGAGACCGGUGAAAAAAGAAAGGGAAGAGAGUGAUCUCUUGGAUGGUCGGUUGAGAAAGAAGUUAAGAUCUGGGCAGAAUAGUAGUGAGAAUUUGAAAGGAAAUCUUGACGAGGAAGGAAAUGUGUACUUCAAAAGAAAAUCGGGUUCAAAGUCACAAGAAAGAGUGAAACCAAGUACAGUAACUAAUGAUUCAUACCUGGAAAGGAAGAGGAUUAGGAAAGAAUUGGAUGUGAAGGCCUCUUCUCAAGUUAAAAGGGAUACAAAAGGAAGAUAUGUGGAGAGUGAGGACAGUGAGGAUGGGGAUGAACAUAAAGAACCGAAACAAAAACAAAGCGGAGAUAAUAAACAGAGAAGCAAGUCGAAGGAUGGCAUACGUGAGCUAAAACAGGCAGUGAGUGAAAAAAUAGUGAAAAUGAUUCUGGCUGCAGGCUGGACGGUCGAGCGUAGGCAGAGGAAUGGCAGAGAAUACAUGGAUGCAGUGUAUGUAUGUCCAGCAGGAAAGACUCACUGGUCAGUAACCAAGGCUUACAAUGCUUUUAAAGUGGGUUGUGAAAAUGGCGAUCCAAUGACUUGUAAGGACGGUUUCAAAUUUACGCUGAUACCACCAGAGGAACUCAACAUGCUACAGAGGGUAGUUAAUAAAAAGGUGAGGAAAAAUAAGAAGAAGAAGAAGAAGAAGGGAAAGGGUAAAGGACAGGGAAACAGUAAUGGAAAGCAGAAGGCAAAGGAUGGGGAUGUAUCAGAUGAAGGUAUUGAAGAGAAGAGGAAAAAGAAACUGGGUAAGUCACUGAAAGGGAAACAUUUGCUUCUUGAGAAGGAUGCAUCAACAAGUACAGCAUGCGAGGGAGAGCUGUGUUUGGUCCAGCGUCACAAGCGGCAGAAGACUCAGAAUAGAAAGCGAUGUGCUUUGUUAGUUCGCAACUCUGAGAAUGUGGAUUCUGAAAAUGAUGGCUACAUACCAUAUGAUGGGAAGAGAACAGUACUUGCCUGGAUGGUUGACUUGGGAACCCUGUCACUUAAUUCAAAGUUGAAGUACAUGAACAAGAGGAAGAGAAAAGUGCUGCUUGAGGGUAAAAUUGCAAGAGAUGGAAUUCAUUGUGGUUGCUGUGACAAAACCAUCUCACUUUCAGAAUUUGUAACUCAUACCAGAAGAGAUUAUUCUGAGCCUCUUAGAUAUAUAUUGACAGACUCUGGGUCUUCCCUUUUGCAAUGCCUGCUAAACUCAUGGAAUAAACAGGAAGAGUCUGAACGUUGGGGAUUCCACUUUGUAGAGGUUACUGAGGAAGACCCAAAUGAUGAUACAUGUGGGAUCUGUGGAGAUGGAGGAGAUUUGAUCUGUUGUGACAGUUGUCCAUCAACAUUCCAUAAAAGUUGCUUGGAGAUAAAGAAGUUCCCAUCUGGUGACUGGCACUGUGUAUACUGCUCAUGCAAAUUCUGUGGGAUGUUUGAUGAGAAUAUGUGUCAAAGGGACAGUAGUGAGAAUGUGGUUGCGUCAGCAUUACUUACCUGCCAUUUGUGUGAGGAAAAAUAUCAUCCAUGCUGUAUUCAGGCAAAGGAUGCUGUAAAUGGUGAUUCCAGCAGUCCAUCCUUCUGCGCAAAGAAUUGCCAAGAGCUAUUUGAGAAACUGGAGAGGCUUCUUGGAGUUAGACAUGAAGUGGAAGAAGGGUUUUCAUUGACUCUCCUUCGCCGAUUUGAUGUGGGUGAUAAACCACAGAAGGUUGAUUGCAACUCAAAGCUAAUUGAAUGCAAUGCCAAACUGGCUGUUGCAUUUUUAAUAAUGGAUGAGUGUUUUCUGCCUAUGGUUGACCACAGAAGUGAAGUCAAUCUGAUCCAUAACAUUCUCUAUAAUUGUCGGUCAAAUUUCAACCGACUGAAUUACGGUGGUUUCUUCACUGCAAUUCUAGAGAGGGGUGAUGAGAUCAUAUCUGCCGCAACGAUCAGAAUCCAUGGAAACUAUCUAGCAGAGAUGCCGUUUAUUGGAACCCGCUAUAUGUAUAGGCGUCAAGGAAUGUGCCGCCGGCUUCUAAGUGCGAUUGAAUCUGCUCUCUGCUCUCUGAAAGUUGAAAGAUUGGUCAUACCUGCAAUCUCAGAACUGACGGAAACGUGGACUUCUGUUUUUGGUUUUAAGUCCCUUGAAGAAUCAAGCAAGCAGAAGAUGAAGAACAUGAAUAUCUUGGUUUUCCCUGGUGUAGAUAUCUUACAGAAACCAUUGUUGAACCAGUUAACAGAAAAAAACAAGAGUCCUGUGAAAGGUUUGAGUUUUGCCGAUCUCGAGCAUCACAAAACCAUUAAGGAUGUGGUAUGUAAUACUGAAGAGGGACGUUUGGCUCGAUCUGACAGUGAAGCAACUGCACCUUGUGUGCAUGAAGGAAAUGAUGAGCUUGCUGCUGUUCAAUCCGACACACAGCUUCUCUGUGAUGUUUCUCGUGAUAAUCUGGAGAGCAAGACCAAUACUAUCCCAAUUCCUACUGAUUCAGUGUGUGAUGUUCUUGAACCAACCAAAGAGAUAAAUGAAUGCCAAAAUUCUGCCUCUGUUGCUGAUGUGAGGGCAUUGGAAUUGGUCACCAAACAGAACCAGCCGGAGCUGUUAUGCAAUACUGCUGAGGGUUUCUUGGCUGGAUCAGAUGCUGAGGCAACUGCAUCCUUUAAACACAAGGCAAAUGAUGAACUUGUUGCUGUUCAAUCUGAUACACAGCUUCCUUCUGGUGUUUCACAUGAUAAUGUGGAGGGGGAAAACAAUUCUAUGACAAUUCCUACUGGUCCAAUUAGUGAUGCUCAUGAACAAACUGAAGAUACACAGCUUCUUUGUGGUGUUUCUCAUGAUAACCGGGAGGUAAACAAUACUCUGACAAUUCCUACUGGUUCAAUUAGUAACGGUCAUGAACAAACUGAAGAGAGAAAUGAACAUCAAAAUUCAGACUCUGUUCCUGAUGUUAAGGAAGUGGAAUUGGGCACCAAACAGAACCAAUAUAGCAUGUCUAAAGUGGAAAGGAAAUCUGAUCUUCAUCCUGAAGGUACUGAUUCUGCUAUAGAAGUUCGUUGUGCUUUGGGGGAGGGUACUGAAAACAUUGACCGUAAGGUGAGAAUGGAAGCUGACAUCGUUAAACCCUUUGCUUCAUAUGAAGAAUUUUUUUGCCCAUGUACUGAAAAUAAUGCUACUGAACUGCAGAAUGUAUCUUUAGUUCAUGAAGCCAACGUUUCCAGUGAAAAUAUUGUUCGCACUGGUUCAGAGAUUACAACUCAGAUAUCUCAUGAUGCAAGGGACCAUAAGCAUCAUGAUUCUCAACAUCUGCAGGUUGAAGGAUCUAUUUUCCGUUCAGAUGAAAAUCUGCUUGAGACUUUUGAAGUGGAGAAUAACCAUUCUUUUAUUCAGCACACUUCUAUAGUGACUGAAGGGGUGCAUCCAGAAUCUAUCAAGUGCUCCGACUCUAGAAUUCUGACCAAAACUGGCAAGGUAGCCGGUGAUGGAUUUCACCAGGCUGCUGCGUUGACUCAUGAAGAAGCAGAUGAUUCUAAAGGACAUUCUACAACUUUGCUGCUUGGUAGCAGCAUUAUUUGUACCUCUGGCAAUGGGAAGAACACUCACAAAGUUGUCUCAACUCCAGCUGACAACAACUCUCAUCCUUCUUGUGGGGCUAAUAUCAAUAGUAAUGGGAAUUCCAAUGCCCCUGAUGUCCCUGGUGUCUACUUCACUUCCAAUGGCGCUCAUAUGAACACCAAGUCCUUGCAGCAAUCUGAUAUUGAUAAUAACAGUAUCAGACAGCCCAACUCGAGCAAUACAUGUGCAUCUGGUGGGGGUAACUCAUUUGGUCCUUCAGAGGUGACAAUUUUAUCAAACCAGGGCCAGGCUAGUUGAUCUUAUGUUUAUACACUGACAGGAGGCUUCUGGUAGCAGUCUCUAACAGAAGAGUAACAUUAUUGAAAAAUUGAUAGCUCAUUUUUGUUAUUGUUAGAAGAAAAGAACUACAGUUUUCGGCCCCUCAUUGUUAGGUGGUGAAACCUCAUACACCUGGUUAUGGUCGUUUUCAUAUCAUUCCCAUCGUAGUGUUGGAAGUAAAUAUAUAAUUCCGUUACCCAUACACAGUUGCUAGCUUAGUGCAGUGGCAGGAUUAGAAGUUAGACGCCUUGGAGGGCUGUGUUUCUUUGGCCUCUAGGUGCUUUUUGUAUAUGAAAACUAUCCAUUGCUUGAACUUGAAAACAGAACUUCAUUCUUAUGCUUUAUUACCUUGUUGAAGUUUUC